Miniopterus natalensis is the source of this 6611-nucleotide messenger RNA. The record is from RefSeq and is a predicted model, not a curated record. NCBI's taxonomy places the organism in Eukaryota, Metazoa, Chordata, Mammalia, Chiroptera, Miniopteridae.
UUCUCUGCACAGCUUUCCCAUGGUUCGGCAUGGACAUUGGGGGAACUCUAGUAAAGCUCUCCUAUUUUGAGCCGAUUGAUAUCACAGCAGAGGAGGAACAGGAAGAAGUUGAGAGCUUGAAAAGUAUCCGGAAAUAUUUGACUUCUAAUGUAGCGUACGGGUCCACUGGCAUUCGGGACGUACACCUUGAACUGAAAGAUUUAACACUUUUUGGCCGAAGAGGGAACCUGCACUUUAUCAGAUUUCCAACCCAGGAUCUGCCUACUUUUAUCCAAAUGGGAAGAGAUAAAAACUUCUCGACAUUACACACGGUGCUAUGUGCUACGGGAGGUGGUGCUUACAAGUUCGAAGAAGAUUUUCGCACAAUUGGAAACCUCCACCUGCACAAACUGGAUGAACUUGACUGUCUUGUAAAGGGCUUGCUGUAUAUAGAUUCUGUCAGUUUCAAUGGACAAGCAGAGUGCUAUUAUUUUGCUAAUGCCUCAGAACCUGAGCGAUGCCAAAAGAUGCCUUUUACCCUGGACGACCCCUAUCCGUUGCUGGUGGUGAACAUUGGCUCGGGAGUCAGCGUUUUAGCAGUACACUCCAAAGACAACUACAAGCGAGUAACUGGGACAAGCCUUGGAGGGGGAACCUUUCUGGGCCUAUGCAGCUUAUUGACUGGCUGUGAAAGUUUUGAAGAGGCCCUUGAAAUGGCAUCCAAAGGUGACAGCACCCAAGCUGACAAGCUGGUCCGUGAUAUUUACGGAGGAGAUUAUGAAAGAUUUGGUCUGCCAGGUUGGGCUGUAGCAUCGAGUUUUGGCAACAUGAUUUAUAAGGAGAAGCGAGAAACUGUCAGUAAAGAAGAUCUAGCAAGAGCUACUUUAGUUACUAUCACCAAUAACAUUGGUUCUGUGGCACGAAUGUGUGCUGUUAAUGAGAAAAUAAACAGAGUUGUCUUUGUUGGAAACUUUUUACGAGUCAAUACUCUCUCGAUGAAACUUUUGGCAUAUGCACUGGAUUAUUGGUCAAAAGGACAACUGAAAGCAUUGUUUCUAGAGCACGAGGGAUACUUUGGAGCAGUUGGUGCACUUCUUGGGCUGCCAAAUUUCAGCUAACGCGUCAGGUUUCUCUGCUAAAAUAAAUGUCAUCCAAGAGGAACGAAAACCAGAGGCAUUGCCGCAUUAUUUGUCACUGGGAACCAAAGUAUAAAAGAGUAGCACUAAUCCUGUUGAUUUUUAAAUGUCAAAAUGGUGAGCUGCUAAACGUUGCCAUAUUAACAGAGAACUCGGUAGCAGGUGAAGUAUUUCUGAUUGAAAUGCUUUCCCUUCUGUAUAUAGUCAGUGUUAAAUCCUUAAAUGCAAUACAGCCUCUGAUUAUUGAGCUUUCUCUCAAAAAGAUUUUCUAUUUAUUUUCUGUAGCCAACAUUGCAGUACUGUAUGCUCAAACAAAUCUUAAACGUCUCAGAAAUGUUUCGCUCAUGAAAAUAAUUAAUUCUGAAUAUUUGUACGUCUGUUCUGUGUGUUUUGGUUACUAGUAAGCAGACAGUAACAUACCCUAUAUCAAAAUUAAUUGACCUGGCAAUCAAAGAGGAUCCUUUCAUGUGAUUUUAGAAAUGUCAAGGCAAUAUUAAUGAGUCAUUAUUGUCAUUUUCCUAACAUAUUACCCCCAAAAAGCGUGUUUAUGUGAUCUUUCCCCAGAAGUACAACCUUUUUCAAAUGCCAUAAUUUAAUUGAAAUACUGUUGUUAAAUAUUAGCCUGAAUUUUAAAUGAAUCCUAGAAAAUGCACAUAUUUGGUGACAUUGCACUUUCUGUAUUUUGUUAAUCAAUACACUUUAAAAUGUUUUUUUUUUUUAAUUGGAGGCUUAAUUACUUAUUUGAAAGACUGAUGAGGUCCCAGGACUGUUGUAAUGGAGUGUGGUUUGCAUGCUUUGGAGAGUUCUUUCUAUACCACCUUUAUCACAGGCCCAAACUCAGUCCUUUCUGUUUAAUUAGGUCUGAACCAUCAAAGCUAAAGACCUAAUUCUGUUAUGAACAGCAACAAAGUCACAUUUGUUUUAAAUUGAUGUUAUGGAAACCUACAGGAGUUCUUUUGAAACUGGCAUUUGGAGGCCGUACUGCAGAAUUAUAACAGGAUCAGUGUUUGACAUCCCCGUAAUAAAGAAAUUGUAGUUCCACAGUUUAUAAAUCCCUUUGCCUUGGAAUCUGUUCUCUAUUCUGAAUCAUUUUUUAUAAUGUUGUAAACCUCUUCCGAUUUUUACUUUGGCAGUAACAUUUUGGAGUCUAGUAGUUUAGCAGAGCUGUUUGAGACUGUUUGUCAUGGUUUUUACGAAACAGACUUGAGGAAACUCCACCUCCUUAAAAUACCAGUAAAUCUGGAUGUGCUUUGAAGAGCUUAAAACUGUUUACAUUACAGGAAGAAGCAUGACAGUGUGUUUUUACAGAACAGUCUUGCUCCAUGGAGUACAAUUUUCAGUAGACUAUCAAGAGGUGCUUGAUAAAGACAUUUCUCCUCAGAGUUUUCAAAAUUUGUGCUCAAAUACUUAAAAUUCGGUUUUCUUUAUCUAGAUAAAGGCAUUAAUAUGAGUAACAGGCAUGAAUAUGUUAGAGGGGAAGGUAUGUCAAUGUAAUUUUUUAGAAUUUAGAAUAUUUAGAACGGAUCCAUGUCAGUCAAUAGUCAUUUUGUAAACCUACGACCAAAGGUUUCUUACUUUCAUGUUUCCAUUGUAGUGACUAAGUAUUUCAGCCAAAAGCUACCUAUUCAGUUUAAAAGUUUGUGAUUUGGGCCUCAGUACAAAAACUUUAUUUUUAAAUGACCAUAACUUCAAGUUAUAUUUCUGUGGCAAACUGUACAUCAGCAGCUCUAGGUUUAGGUGGAAAGAAAUGGAAUGAUCAAAGUCUAUGUAAGUUAAAUUUGAUUGAUGCUUUGCUUCGUGUGAUUCAUGCUUCCUGUCCUUCAGAACCGCAGCUGCUUAUUAAAAUGCAUACAAAGGUGAGUCCCAUCUCACCACUCCCGCCCUUGGCUUUCCUCAUGUACAGAGUUCCUGGAGUAAUAGCGCAGAAUUAUGACCAAGGCUGCCGAGACUCUAGGUUUGCAUUAUGAUCUCAAGAAUUGCCAUGUGAGAAUACAGUGGAAAACAGGUUUGGUUAUAAGCCCAGUCACUAUAAUGCCUCAGAGUUCUGUGUUCUGUGUUCUGGACCAGUGCUAAUAGAACUAAACUGUGAGCACAUGAAAUUGUGCGUUUUCCAGUAGGCACAUUUAAAGGAAAAGAAACGUGAAAUUCAUUUUCAUAUGUAUUUGUAUUUAAUCCAGUAUAUCCGAUGCACUGUCAUUUCAACAUGGAACCCAUGGGGGAGGCUGUUGGGGAGAUGCUCUACGUUUGUUUGUACUUAAUAUUCAAACAAUUUGCAUUUUACACUUAAAGUGCAUCUCAGGUUAGACUGACCACGCUUGAGGUUCUCAGUGGCCACGUUUGGGUGGUAGCUGCUGUGAGUGCAAUUUAGAACUAGCUCUUAAAAUUGGGCUUUUUAAAAGAAUGAGAGGGGAAAAUACGGGAACCUUUUUAAAAAGAGAAAGGGGAAUAGGAGGUCACUCAUUUGGGCUAGUUUAUUUUACACAGGCAAGCUGUAUUUCUGACCAUUCCAGAAACACCUUACGUUGUGGCCUGGUCGCAUCGUGGUGUGUCUCAUUUCCCCCGUGAUACCGGUAGAUAAAGUGCCCAGGACACAUUCUAACUACCCUCAGCAGUCUCCAGAGUGCAUAUUUCCUUCACUGAGCAUAUGUGAUGAUUCCAGUGACGUAAAUCCCCCACCUUAUCUAAUGAAUUGUGAGGAGCCAGUUUUAAAGGAUGGAAAAGAGGCCUUGUUCAUUCCUUGUUGAGUCAAGUACACAUCCAGAUAACCUGGGUUUAAUUUUCGUUCAUAAAAACUCAACAUUUCAAAUGCAGGGAGCACUAAUCAGUGUUUUGAGGCUUCGUAAAAAACACAAGGUCUAGAACUUUCCACCCCCACCCCCAAAAAGAUUGCCUUUUAACUAGAGAAUUUUAGAACUGAUGGCUUUCAGUUCUACACCCCGACCUCUCCAAGGACGAAGCAUGAGUAGGCGUGCCUGCCUGCGGACCCGGCCGCUCCCUGCUCAGCUCCCUUAAUCAAACGCGGGGGCCCUCAGUGUAGGAGAGGCCAGUGCUGCUGCCAGCCGUAUACGUGGCGAUUGACGGUCCUUUAGGAAGGUCAGAGGACUUGCCAAAUGUUGGACUCUGCAGAGGUUCCUGAGUGUUUUGCCCUGAUUGCUGUAUUGUCAGGACCGGUCUCCGGAAGUUUCGUUUCUGUCAUUAAAAUGAUGCAGCUGAAAAGGGGGUUUCUCCUCUGUCCCACGGGACUCGCCGUCUAAGUGCGUCCAGCCCAUCUCGCCCGACCCGAGGUGCAUCCUGGGCGGAAGCUUAGCGAGGGGACAGCUUCCAGAUGUCCUGUAACCACUGAUGGUUACAGAGAAAAGUUUUCAUAUUUUGUUUAGUGUAUCAUUUUUUUUCUGGUUGAGCACAUAAUGCUUUUUAAUCUAUUGCAUUUAGGAAUGUAGUUUAGAAAUUCUCCUUCAAAGCUAUGUAAAGACUGAAAGACUAUUUGCCAGAAAAAUGAGUGUUUUUCAUUUAACUGUUUUGUGGUCUGUGUAAACAAAGUACUAGAAAUAUAUUCUUUUGUACUAAUACUCUUUGACCUGUUUAAGAUGAUUUGCCACGAAAUGGCAGUGAUGUCCUCUCUCCCCAAUAAGUUGCUUUAUUUUAGUGUUUUAUUCUAACAUCGAAAGAAUUCAGCCAACUUUUUUUCUAUCAUCAGGUAGCUCACAAAAUAAUGCGCUUUUAUACUACCACCUGUUUUCAGUAUUGAGCUUAGCAAUUGGCAAAGACCCAAAAAAGUAUUUUUUUCUUUUUUUGAAGUGUUUUAAUACAGCCUAUUUUAAAACAGUGUGUUGUGAAAAGUUAGCCCAGCUUUUCAGCCAUGUCUAAAUUUUGAGGGAUUUCCACUGUCAGAGCUCCAAUGUCCUGCACGUUGCCUCUUGUGUGCUCAGCAGACGUGGGAUCAUAAUUUGCUAUUGGAUUGGAAAUAGCACUGGCCACUGGUCUAACUUCUUUACAUGUUGUUUCCUUUAUUUGUAAAAUGAGGAAAUUGAUUUGUCACAGUGAGAUCAUCCGUUGUCACCAAGUUCCCGGGAAAGACAGUCACUGGCGUCUUCCGUGGCAGCAUUUACAGUGACUGAGCAUCUGUUCAGAUACUGAUAUCAUGUCUUGGAAUUUAUUUUAUUUGCAUAGGCCGGUAGGUGCUGGAUUCUGAAUUCUCACCAAACCAGUAGAAUGGUACUAGUUCUCUCUCAUCAUGUUGUGUUACCGCCUGCAGUGGCCUCGUGGAUACACCUUAGAGUAAUACGAAGGGGUAAAUGUGUAUUAAAGUGCGCGUGCAUGUGUGUCUACUGCAAACUACAUGUAGCUGGGUUUUCUGUUGUGUUAACCGCAGAGUUAAAUUGGCAUUACUGUGACUUCUUUUACACUCGCUCUUUCUGUAGUCGGGUUAUUUUUCUUACACAUUUUUCAGUCUUUCUGCCGCAGCUGCCACUAAUUUUGUGUUUAAAAGAGCUAAUGAGGAAUGUAUUUUUCAAAGGAGUAAAUGAAGUUAAAAAUCAAGAUUUUGAAUUAUAUAAAUGUGCAACUGAAUUUCAAAUCUAAGGUAGUGCUAUUUUUCUUUUUUUGCUAUUUCUUAGCAUCCUUCAUACACUGCAGUGCUUACAUACAGUUCCAGCAGCUUUCAAAGGGAACAUCAGCUUCUACAUAAUUUGUAAAGUACAAAUAAAUAAUGCAAAUAGUUUGAGAUUAUUUUAGCCUGCAUCCCAUCUCUGCAUCAAAUGGCUGUUAUACCUGGCAGGCAGUAGUUAUUAAGCCAUUUUUAAAUUUGCCUUUUUUUUUUUACGAGGUAUUUAGAAACAAAAGGUGACUUUGUUAGACCUGCCGCCAGUAUCCUAGUCUCCUUGUCCAAAUAUAAUGAAUGGAAUUAGAUGUAAAUCAUGUUAAGAUGGUUUCUAUCACUUUUUUUUACUUUUUAACUGGAGUCGAACGGCAUUUGUCUUAAUUGCGCCCAGUCACUGACCAAAUCCUGCACCGAUGUGGGUGUGUUGACCUUCCUUACAGAAGCCAUUUCCGUUUAAGUUGCCUUAGGCCCUCGCGUUGCCCUUGUCGAGUCUGAACUUGGUCGUGUUGGAAUUCAACAGAGUCUGUGAUGUAAAGACGUCCGAUACGCUACAGAUUUUAUUCAUAACAAACUAAGUUAUAGCCUGUGUAACCUGUAAAACAUUUUUUGUAAAUUGUCUAAUUUAUUUUUUCAUUUAUGUACAGUUUCUUAUGUAAAUUGUAAAAAUGUUUGUUGUGGCCUGUUCUGGAAACACCCUCCUACUCCUCUGUAAUGCUUAUUUGCAUGGAAGAAACUUGGGUUUCGCUGGUUUGCAGUUACGGCCGUUACGCCAGCAUCAGUACUCUGCCUUCUUUUCUGUAGGUUAACUUUUUCUAGUUUUGUUCAUAUUCUAAAUAAAUGUCAAAAUCAUGCUUAUUUCCUACUUUCCAAAUAAAUUCUCUAAGUUGUUUACUCUG